Messenger RNA from Gymnodraco acuticeps, 3682 nucleotides. It is a transcript of the gene myzap, whose product is annotated as myocardial zonula adherens protein. The transcript is spliced from 14 exons. Gene Ontology annotation, biological process: intracellular signal transduction. NCBI's taxonomy places the organism in Eukaryota, Metazoa, Chordata, Actinopteri, Perciformes, Bathydraconidae. Gene Ontology annotation, cellular component: intracellular anatomical structure. The record is from RefSeq and is a predicted model, not a curated record. The coding region runs from base 393 to 2435 and encodes 680 amino acids.
AGAUAGAGAGAGAUACACACACACACACACAGAGAGAGCGAGAGGUUGCUGAGUGACUGACAAGCCAUGUCAACUUGGUGGAGUUUAAAGCAGUCUAGCUGGAAUUAAGACAAUGACAAAGUUGUGUUUGUGUUGGUGAGUGUUGAACUAGAUUGCACCUGAUUAUUUCACUGACAGAGAGGAAAGGUCAGAGUCCUGUGGACCCCACCACCACCACUAAUAUACUUGACAGACGGGAAUUUCCUUCCUCUACUAUGGCUGGCUGGAGCCAGGGGCAGAUGGUCGCUCUGAGAGUCUGAGCAGUAGCCUACUCAGGAAAGAGUAGCGAGAGGAAGGGUGGGAGGAGGUCCAGAGAGGGAGAGGAAGAGAAACGAGUGGACACAAGAGGAGACAUGCAACGCUACGGAUCAGGACGGUCUGUAUUCACCAGCACCACAACAACAGAGGACCCUGAAGACUUUUCAAGUGAGAGGAGGAUCAGACGCCUCAGGUUAACUCUAGUUGCGGCAGAUGAUGGAAACAAGGAGCCAACAACAGCAAACUCGGAAACGGCUGAGAAGGAGAAGGAUGUCAGAGUGGCAUGGAAGAAGAAGAAUGGGCUGACCCAAAGAGGCAGGCCAGCUGGCAGGGAGUCUCCUCCGCAGCAGCUCGGAGACAUGACCAAUGGGGCGCCAGAGACCGCUCUGCAGAAUCAUGGGCCCAAAGUGUACGGCGUAGUGCAGAGGACGGGUUCGGACAGACAGCAGGAAGUGAUGGCGCGCGAGUGGUCGGUCAAUCACCUUCAGCGUGAGAUGGAGUACAUCAGGGAGGUGAGGGAUUCUUUAGAGAAGGUGAGAGAGAAGAUGUACGGGCAAUUCGGAGGAAUGCAGCAAUCCAUGCAGAGUCUUACACAGGAGAUCAGGACUGCAAAUUCACAUCGGAUGAGUCUGGAGUCAGAGGUGAGGGUCCGGACGGAAGCCAUGGACAGCUUCGAUGAGAUGAACAGCUCCCUUAUAACUGCUAACAUUGGCCUACAGAAAUCUCUUAUAGAAAACUGUCAGAGAAGAGUGGACACGAGAGACGAUGUGAAGAGUUUGCGCAGCACCAGUGAAAAAACACAAGAACAACUCAGAGAGAAGGAGAAGGAGCUGGAGGCCGCGCAGGUUGAAAACAAGACUUUAAGGCUGCAGGUGGAGUCUGCACAGGAGGCCAACAAUCAGGCGCUGCAGGAGCUUUCAGCAAAGCUACAGCAGGAGUACGAGGAGAAGCUGCAGAAUGAACAGCGGACUCACAGGGAGGAGAUCGAAAACCUACAGGCCCAACUGGAUGAGUACAUAAGGAGACUGGAGGAGGCAGAGACAAACAUCAGGAUUGCAGAGGCCAAGAUUGCUGACAGGGACCAGAGGAUAAUUGAACUGGAGCGUCUACUUGAGUGUAUGGGGAGGGAAAAGACUCAGUUCCAUAAGAAGCUGCAGGAAUGUGAACAACGUCUUCGCUUGAUGGAGCUUACAGACACAACUGAUGCAACUGUCGCCAAAAAGUCAAAAGAGCUGCAAUCGGAAUCUGUGGCUCUCCGUGAGAGAAUCAAACACUUGAACGAUAUGGUGUUCUGCCAGCAGAGAAAAGUCAAAGGAAUGAUUGAGGAGGUUGGAUCACUGCGAGCUAAAGUGGCACAGAAGGACAUGUUCAUCUCAGAGCUUCUGGACAGAAUUGCGAUGGUGGAGUGUGAGAAUAAUGAAUUAGAAGACAAGCUGAAGUAUUUUAUGUCCACACAGAAUAGGCGAGAAACCAACGAGAUAGGAGUAGGGUGCAAUCUGCUCCCUGGACAUGAAGAAAAAAGGAAUGAUGUUGAACCUCCUGUUCACUAUGAAGCAACUAAUCUACAUCCCAUUCAACAACCACCACCUGUUCAACCUCCUCCUCCAAUGAAACCUCCAUCAUUCACUCUACCUGUGUUUCCCGAACACCUUCCACCCCCGAUUCAACCUUCACCCCCCACUUUACCUCCAACUUUGAUACAAACAUCCUCCUCGAUUCAACCUUCACCCUCCAUGCAACCUUCAUCUCUUACAUCCCCCAUUCAAACUCCAUUCCACUCCCUAUUAGCAACCACCCAACCCAGGAUGUCCAGGUUUAAUAACCCUCCACCCAGUAGGCUAGACUCCAGUUUACUGAGGUACACUCCUGUGCAAUACAGCCGGUACCUGCAGGCCAACUCCUCUGUACCGGGUGGGACGCUAAGCUACCCCCACCCGUCUGAAUCUGAGCCUGCUGUCAGUCCAGUCCAGUCCGGGAGAGAUGAGGUGGACGCAAAACCAAACACAGACACAAGAUCAAGUCCUCAGGAAUCCACUUCUUCCCCGUCCUCUCAACCAAGAUCACGAGCACCUCAGGUUUAUACACCGUUCAUGAAACUUAUGGAUAUAACAGCAAAGAUAAACAUAGAUAGAUCUUGAAGUCAUAGUUUGACAUGUUGUUGCUGAAAGGUGAAUUAGUCGAUUGAUACCACUCGUAAUUUUGAAUCUAACUAAGAAAGCUAAAAAAGUAGCUAAUUAGCUUAGUUUAGCAGAAAAACUGAAGAAAAAAGAAUUGACAAGCUGGUCUGCAGGUUUUGUCUAACAAAACUCUUAAACUCUUUUUUUAUUAUUUGUGAAUUGUGAAAGACUAUACGGGUGUUUAGAUGUCUUGGGCAAGAAGUUAACUAAAUUGUUAAAUGGCCUACUGGUGGAUUGUUGUACAUCUGUGGGGACUUGAGUUAUUGAUCUCAGCCAAGAAAUAGUGCAAUCCAGCUAGUUAUAUCCCAUGUGUUCAGUCUUUAUGCUAAUCUUAGCUAAAUGUAUCUGCAAUUACUGUACAGUAAUGUGUUGCUUCGGUUAAAGCUAAGCUAAGUGCAGUUACACAUUAAUCAUACAGACAGUGGUAUAUUCUCUCUCUUCUAACUAUUGGCAAACUAUCAAAUAAGCUUAAUUUUCCAAAAAUCUUGAAAAGUUUAUUUAAAACUCAAAUGUAUUCAUUCCUAUUUCACUGCUGGUUAUCUUAAAAAAAUAACUACAAGUGACAUGCAAAAUGUUUUGUGUAGCUUUUGAGCCCAUGUUCUCAUGUCGCACUAUUAUAUAUAAUAAAAUGUGGCUUGUUGUAGGGUGUAAAUAAUAUAAUACUCUGUAAAAGUAUUUUGUAAAUAAUGUACUUAUGGAUAAUAUUUCUGUGUCCACACUGAAUGAAGUCCACUUGUGUUGCUCACAGAGCGAUGAGUAUUCAGUCCUGAAGGCUGGUUAUUGUUUAUAUUCCUACAGUUAUAUUGGCUCUGUACAAAUGAAAUGAAUAUUGUUUUGGUAUUGUCACCUUAUGAACAAAAUAUGUAUUACCUUGCUUUGUGCCUUUGUGAACAUCCUACUAUCUGAUUCUGUUGGUGGGAAUGAAUCUCUAUAAUGAGUUGGCUACAGGGUAAUCUAGUAUGUCAUUGAAAGUACAUUUAUGUGCUAAUGAUAAGACUGUUUAAUCACUUUAAAUGUAUAUACCUUACCGAGGUGACUGCCAUCCCUGAGCCAGAGGCACAAUUAUUACCCAGCUGUUGUCUGCACUGCCACUGUGUUUAAAAGAGCUUUAUGAUGUGCCUUUUCCUUAUCGAUACAUAUCAUACUGCAACUAAUGAUAACAGGCUAGCAUAUGUUUGGAUAAUAAAGACUUUACGGUGUAAGUACAA